UCGUAAUAACGUCCAUGGGUGGCAACUGUUGGUAAAGCUUACAAGCGUCUGAAGUAGGCACUGGAAAAUUGCUAAAUGCUUAACAUAAAAAGACUCUUUACUGCCCGCUACGCGUGCACUGUAGUUUCGGCGCAGCAUUGGAACGGACACAGUGAGGAACGGACAACGAGCAGGCAUUUGUACGAGAAAAACCGAGCAAGCCAAUUGGAGUACGGAUCGGAGGUUACGGCCUGUCGUGCAUGAAUAUUACCAACCAUGGGCUUGCGAAGCAAAGUGCGUUCGCCAUGGACAUGGACGAACGUUAGCGUAGGAUGCGUUUUUAUGCUGGGCUGCGCUUUGUUGUUUGUCGAGAAUUCACCUGCGCUAGCCGCAUUGGUGGCACAGUCAGAUGGCGCAGUUGCAAUUAGCGCCAGAAUACAGCCCAACUUGAAUGAUUUGGAAGUAGCCGCCUCAGAGAAGCAUGAGAAACAUGAGGAUGAAAAGAAGGAAGAGGAAGAAGAGGCGGAAGAGGAGGAGGAAAAGGAGGAAUCGUAUGAGGAAAAGUCUGAAGAGGAGAAGCACAGUGAACAUAAGAAAAAGAAAGGUGAAAAGGGCAAGAAGGGGCAUAAGGAGGAGGAGCACCACGAGAAGGGCGAAAAGGGCCAUCACGAUAAGGAGGGUAAAAAGGGUGAGAAAGAAGAGGAGGAGGGACAUGAGAAAAAACACAAAAAAGACGAAGGUCACCACAAGAAACAUAAGAAAGCGAAAAAGGGUGAAAAGGGACAUGAAUUUGAAGAUCACGGCUCAUAUAAGAAGGGCCAUUCCAUUAAGGGUAAACAUCACGUACACAAGUUAAACGAGGAUAAUAAAGAGAAAAAAUACUACGACGAACACCAUGACGAGGGUGAAGAGGAGAAACAUGGCGGUUUCAAGGAAGAGAAAAAACAUAAAAAAGGCAGUCAUCAUAAAAAGGGCGGACACAAGAAGAGCGCACACGAAGACGAAUAUGGCAAGAAGGGACACAGUAAGAAAGGCCACAAACAUAAGGGGCACAAGGGUCACAAGAAGGAGCAUGAGGAGAAAAAGAAGUGGGCCGAAGAGCAUGCGGGCGACAAAAAGAAGGGGGAGGAAGAGAAAAAGAAGUGGAAAAAGUCGGAGAAGAAGGAGAGCAGCAGUGGUGGUGGUGGUGGCCAUGGACACGAUUGGUAAACGAGAGGCGAUGUUGGCUGCUUUGAUUAGCUGAAGUGUUAAAUGUACGAGUGUUAGUAAAUUUUAAUCGGUGUUGGUAGCGUAAAUAGUUAUUUUUUAUUGCUAUACAUACAUUUUGUAACUUUGCAUAGCCAACGCAGGCAACGUAAUGAGAAGUUCAAAAAGUCUAUUCCUAAAAGCUUUUGUUUAAUAAAUGAUUACAGUUACAGUUCAUUUGAAAAAUAUUUUUUUAUUUAUUAAAUUCUGGACAAACAGAAAUGUUGAACCUUUUGUUUGAGUGGAUGGUUUUUAAAUGUGUCAUACUA
Molecule: messenger RNA, 1493 nt
Organism: Anastrepha ludens (Mexican fruit fly)
Lineage: Eukaryota; Metazoa; Arthropoda; Insecta; Diptera; Tephritidae
Product: cilia- and flagella-associated protein 251
Exons: 1
Coding region: 256-1188 (310 amino acids)
Source: RefSeq, a predicted model, not a curated record